Babesia bigemina is the source of this 237-nucleotide messenger RNA. RefSeq lists its product as hypothetical. The record is from RefSeq and is a predicted model, not a curated record. Bases 1 to 237 code for a protein of 78 amino acids. The transcript has 2 exons. NCBI's taxonomy places the organism in Eukaryota, Apicomplexa, Aconoidasida, Piroplasmida, Babesiidae.
AUGGGAACGAUACUACGCCAGAAAAUUGUGGCUGGAAUCCCCGCGUAUGCCACAGAUUUGGCAUCACAAAAUUCAUGGGGCCAUAUCGCAAUGCACAAUCUCUGGAACAAUUGUCUGCAAUUAUUUAUAUGCAUAUUUCUUGCUGUCACAGGGGCUAUGCGCGACACGUCGCUGCCUGCACACACGGUAUGCGACAUGGCAUUUCCGCUAUCGGUGUAUUAUAAAAGACUGCAAUAA